Perognathus longimembris pacificus (Pacific pocket mouse) is the source of this 2062-nucleotide messenger RNA. It is a transcript of the gene Fam110a, whose product is annotated as family with sequence similarity 110 member A. The transcript is spliced from 3 exons. The record is from RefSeq and is a predicted model, not a curated record. NCBI's taxonomy places the organism in Eukaryota, Metazoa, Chordata, Mammalia, Rodentia, Heteromyidae. The coding region runs from base 606 to 1493 and encodes 295 amino acids.
GGGACCUCGGCGCGCUGGGGGCGGCUGUCGCUUCCCAGGGCCUCCAGCUCGGCUCGGUUGCGACGGACGGCUCCGGAGAAGCCCCCCCGAGGGCUCCCUACGGAGGGAGUGGCGGCCGUCCGGGUCGCGCGCGGCGGGAACGACCACUGCCUCCCGGGGUCCGAGCUGUCAGCCGGCCCCUCACCGGCGCCGGCGGAGCCGGGACACGCCUUCGCGGGCUCCAGGUCACUGACACAGACGCCAUCCUGAGUGUGUGUACUGGGGACUCUGCCACCUGUGCAGCAGGCUGGCCUGGCUCUCGGAAGAGCCUUGUGGGUGGGCCUGGGGCUGACUGGACCCCCGUUACAGUCCAGCAGUUAGCACCCAGGGCCCAGUUCCGGUCUUUUCCUGGCUUUCUUCCCCCUUUUUGUGUGACAUUUUGGCCAGCGGGUUCACCUGCCUGAGGCCGCCGGAAGUUGCGCAAACUUGGUUACCUGAGCCAGGUGGGCUGGGCUGGAGGAACGCAGCAGCCAGAGGAGCUAGCGGUAGCUUGUCUGCUUUCUGCGGCUCUGACCCCCAGUUCUCCGGCCUCCUAGGACUGAAGCCCUCCGGGGAAUGUGACAGCCAUGCCUGUGGACACGCUCAGCCCGGGAGCCCCAGCCGCGCCCGCCCUACCUUUCCGCAAGCGGCCCAAGAUUCCCGGCUACCUGCUGCGCAGGCCGGUGGACGGCGGGGCCCGGAAACCCAGCGCGGUGGAACGCCUGGAGGCCGACAAGGCCAAGUACGUCAAGAGCCUGCACGUGGCCAACACCCGCCAGGAGCCUGUGCAGCCCCUGCUGUCCAAGCAGCCGCUGUUUAGUCCCGGGACUCGCCGUACAGUGCUCACGCCGAGCCGCCGAGCGCUGCCUGGUCCCUGCCGCCGGCCCCAGCUGGACCUGGACAUCCUCAGCAACCUCAUCGACCUGUGUGACAGCCCCGUGUGCCCCGGGGAGGGCAGCCGGACCCCCGGGCGGGCGGAGGGAGCCCACCCGGCCCCCCCAGCCACCCCUCCACGCCCCCCGCCCAGCACGGCUGCGGUCCGCCGCGUGGACGUGCGCCCCCUGCCUGCCUCACCUGCCCAGCCCUGCCCGUCGCCGGCGACCACCGCCGCCUCCAGCCCAGGCCGGCCGCCGGGAUUGCAGCGCUCCAAGUCGGACCUGAGCGAGCGCUUCUCCAGGGCGGCGGCUGAUCUCGAGCGCUUCUUUAACUACUGCGGCCUGGACCCCGAGGAGGCGCGGGGCCUGGGGCUGGCGCACCUGGCGCGGGCCAGCUCGGACAUCGUGUCCCUGGCGGGGCCCAGUGCGGGGCCCGGCAGCUCCGAGGGCGGCUGCUCCCGCCGCAGCUCGGCCACGGUGGAGGAGCGCGCCCGGGAACGCGUCCCCUACGGCGUGUCGGUGAUCGAGAGGAACGCCCGCGUGAUCAAGUGGCUGUACGGCCUCCGGCAGGCCCGCGAGACCCCGGCCGCCGAGGGCUAGGCCCCCUGGGCCGGGAUCCGGGAUCCGCGCGGGAUCCAGCGCGGAGGGCAGCCGACCCGGGACUUCUGCAUCCAUUUCCUGCUUCCAGACAGACCGGAGGCAGCUCGCUUGUGUGAACCCGCGGAGGAGGCGCAACCUCAGACCCCGCAGGUGGCAUCUGACAAGGACCUACCCCGCAGCCCAGCCGGUGGCCCUGGCCCCCUUCCCCGCGAACAGGGUUUCUGACAGCAGUGUGCUCCUGCUUGGCUCCUCUAGUAGGGCCGGGUUUGGGGUGCUGAGCCCUCCCCACUGAGAGGAAGGGGCCAAACAACCUACCAAGCCUGCCUAGCCAAGGAACUCUAUUUCCUCCUCCUUUCCUUGGCCUCUGGCCUCUCCUGGCUUCUGCUUCUUUACCCAGCAGGCCCUGGCUUCCUGGGAGCUCAUCUUGGAAGGGGGCAGGGAGGGGAGAGCAUUUGUCUACUGGUCUUUGGCAGAUGGUCUAGGUGGGUAGACUACAAGAAGACUUGUUAGGAGACUGUGCAGCUCUGGUUUCUCUUCCUUGUUAAUAAACACAAAUGCUUGUUUCUCAA